Molecule: messenger RNA, 1020 nt
Organism: Cutaneotrichosporon oleaginosum
Lineage: Eukaryota; Fungi; Basidiomycota; Tremellomycetes; Trichosporonales; Trichosporonaceae
Biological process (GO): transcription by RNA polymerase I
Source: RefSeq, a predicted model, not a curated record
UCCCUCUCCAUCCUACAAUGGCAGCCAAGGCCGGGCCCUCCAAACGCGCUGCGUCCCCGAAGAAGGCGAAGACCGCCAUGAAUUCCGCGUCGGCAUCCGAGGCGUCGGACUCGGAAAGCGUGGACAGCAACGACAUUGACGAGGCCGUCGUCGAGACACCCCGCCCAGCCAAGGCUGCGCGCAGAGGCGCCGCCUUGCCGCGAUACCAGCCGCCGAUCGGUAUGGACCCCGUCGCGGUGUCGACGAGCUUCAAGGACAGCCCAUUCGAGUACGAUGCGCUCACGAAGAAGGGCGUGGAGCUGUGGGCCAUUCGGGUGCCGGCGGACUUCAAGGUGUCGCGUCUGUCCUCGCUCGCCCUCGAACGGCCGAGCAAGAAGGGCGUGCGCGGACGGCUGGAGCGGAGCAGCGGGUCAUACACUCUCCAGACUGCGGAGGACGGAGACGGCAUCGGUGCCGAGAUGGCGGGCAUGAGACUGCUCGUGCCGAACAUGAAGGCUGGAGGGAAGCUGAUGAGGGCACCGGGGAUGAUUUCGCGCCGCCUUAUCCUCGCGCCCACCGACGACAAGGCCCAGGGGACGGCGUACACGCCUCCGCCCAAGGUCCAGCGGACACAGCCCGAAGAAAAGCUCAAGUUCCGCAACCGCGCGUACGGGUUCGACACGCCUGGGCCCAGCGAAAAGGCGAAGGCACGGGAUGGCGGGGCAGUCGCCGCGACGGCUUCGCCGACACAGGCGGCAGUGGUGCACGCCGAGGAGGACGCGCCGAAAUCUCUGUCCCAACCCACGUCGUCACAGAAGGAGAAGAAGGCCAGAAAGGAGAAGGAGGGCAAGAAGGAUAAGGAGAAGAACGCGGUCAAGGUGGAGAAGGAGGGCAAGAAGCGCAAGUCGGAAGGGGAGUCGCCCAAGAAGAAGAAGAAGAUCAAGGCCGAGUAGAGUAGCUUGGCCGCGGAGGAGGGAGGCCAUCGUGGGUUGCUGCUGCCUGCCAUUAGAGAUGAUACCUAUGCAUUAUUUAUGUUACACC